This is a messenger RNA of Sesamum indicum (sesame), 646 nucleotides long. RefSeq lists its product as uncharacterized. NCBI's taxonomy places the organism in Eukaryota, Viridiplantae, Streptophyta, Magnoliopsida, Lamiales, Pedaliaceae. The record is from RefSeq and is a predicted model, not a curated record.
UAACUGCAUUCUCCAUCCACCACUCUACUAAAACAAGCUCCACAAAAAUCUUGAAAUAUUCCCACUAAGGAAAAGGAACACUAAUGCUGGACUCAACAAUAUUUGAGUUGAUCAGCAUAGCUGCUUCAAACUCCCUCAUGGUCUUCUGCUUCUGCAAUCUCAUCAUUGCUGUACUACUUGUUGGCAGCUCAUCAAAGCCAAGUUCCCAGUUCAAUGAAGUGGAUGAAAACCAAGAAAAUUUCAAUAAGACUUCAGUUUCUUUGUCUGAGCAGAGUGUUGUACUGGUUGAGGGGGCAAAGGAGUUGUCAUCUGUGAGCGUAACGAUGGUAGACAAUGAGACGAUGAGGCCGAGCCGGCUGGACAAUGCCGAUGACGAUGUUGAUGAUGAUGAUGGUGAUCUGAAGAGAAGAGUUGAAGAGUUUAUUGAGAAAAUUAACAAGGGAUGGAGGGCUGAAAAAGUGAGAUCGUAUGCUUUAGGCCAAUGACAUGCCGUUGUGAUUUCAACGGUGGACGUGCGGGGAAAAUUUGAGUUUGGUGUCGGAUGUCUCUCUUGACGUUAUAAAGUUUAAGUUAAAAGACUGGCACAUAGUGUAUAUUACAAGAGUUUUCUUGUUCUUGUUACCUCAUGUAAUUGAGAAUUAAUGAA